Molecule: messenger RNA, 429 nt
Organism: Drosophila eugracilis
Lineage: Eukaryota; Metazoa; Arthropoda; Insecta; Diptera; Drosophilidae
Product: integumentary mucin C.1
Exons: 1
Coding region: 93-332 (79 amino acids)
Source: RefSeq, a predicted model, not a curated record
UGUUCCAUCGAUAGACACACUCAGAGUUCAGCAGCUCUUCCAUCAACAAGCAACAUCCAGCAGUUCCAACAAAACCAAAAAAACCAAUCAACAUGAAGUCCUACGUUGCUAUCAUCUGCUUCUUCGCUCUUUUGGCCGUCGCAAUGGCAGGUUCACCAACAGCAACAGCAUCAAGCUCCUCUCCAUCAUCACCCUCAUCGCCAUCUACUACGACUUAUACCUACACAACCACGCCAUCGUCUCCAAGCUACACCACCACAACCACCGACACCACCACCACAAGGCCCUUCAAGCAGCAGCUCCUGUCCCUGCUGUUCAACAAGUCCGGAUAGAGCCACCAAUACGAUCCACGAUGCCACCUCUUGAAACGAUCCGUAUCACCUGAAUAGAUAAAAAAUAAAAACAUCAAAAUAAAAUAACCAAAACAAA